Molecule: messenger RNA, 1337 nt
Organism: Girardinichthys multiradiatus
Lineage: Eukaryota; Metazoa; Chordata; Actinopteri; Cyprinodontiformes; Goodeidae
Gene: pbk
Product: PDZ binding kinase
Exons: 7
Coding region: 156-1169 (337 amino acids)
Biological process (GO): protein phosphorylation
Molecular function (GO): protein serine/threonine kinase activity; ATP binding
Source: RefSeq, a predicted model, not a curated record
CGCAGAAACAAACUGCUCCUAAAUGUUUCAAAACGUUUUAAAAACGCAAACUUUUGUCCCUCCUCGGCGCCCAUACCUAUGCCAGCCGUUGGUUUAAAUGUGCGGCGCGCUUUGACUGCAACUGUUUUGGUCUUACAAGUGAAAAUAAACUAAGGAUGGCCUCUGCAAAUGAUAAGGGGGCAUUUAAGACCCCAAUAAGAGGCCGGGUGAGGAGUUCUGGGAGCAGCGAAGGUGGGACCCUAGUCAUUAUCCCUGCUUCACCUUUCAUGAAGAAGUUGGGUUGUGGGACUGGAGUCAAUGUUUAUCUUAUGAACAGAGUUGAAAAGACAACCUUAUCUCCAUGGGCUGUAAAGAAGGUAAACAGCAAAUGUGCAUCCCAAGACGUGGCGCUUUACCAGAUGCGUCUGAAUGAAGAGGCAGAGCUCCUAAAAGGAAUAGAUCACCCAAACAUUGUUGGUUUCCGUGCCUUUGCCACAGCAAAAGAUGGCUCAAAGUGUCUGGCUAUGGAAUAUGGAGGCGAGCAGUCCCUCAACGACCUGAUAGAGAAGCGGAGGGAGAAUGGACUGAAAGCUUUUCCUGCUGCCAACAUAGAAAAGGUGGCUCUGCAUGUGGCACGUGGGCUAAAGUACCUUCACAAUGAGAAGCAGCUUCUGCAUGGGGACAUGAAGUCAUGUAACGUGGUGGUCAAAGGUGAUUUUGAGACGAUCAAGAUCUGUGACGUUGGCGUCUCUCUGCAUCUCGACGAGAACAUGAGAGUGUCGGACCCAAAAGCAGAGUACGUCGGCACAGAGCCGUGGAAGCCAAAGGAAGCCCUGGAGGAGGGAGGGGAGAUCACGGAUAAGGCAGACAUCUUCGCCUUUGGUCUGACUGUGUGGGAAAUGAUGACUCUGGCCAUGCCUCACCUGCAGAUGCUUGAUGAUGAAGAGGAUAGCGAGGACGACUCGCUGGAGGAGAGCUUUGAUGAGGACGCCUACUAUGAGCACUUGGGGACGAGGCCGCCGCUGGAUGCUACGUCUCUGGGCAGCUCCUACCGCAGGAUGGUGGAGCUCUUCUGCCUUUGCACUGAGGAAGACCCCAACAAGAGACCUUCAGCAGCGCAGAUUGUCCAGGCCUUAGAGGAAAACACUGUGCUGGACAGAGCACCAUGCGAUGUGAUCGUUAUUGACUGAUGUAAUUACUAUCCUCCUUAUUCAAUACUUUGAAAUUAAUAUUUAAGUGGUGGACGCACCAACAUUUACUAGAGCAAACAUUUUUGGGUCUAUUUGUCUUUUUCUGUGUUCUGUCACCUUUUACUUUAAUUAACUCUGUAUUUGUCACAGUAAACUUCUAGAAAUGUU